AUGAAGUCCUACCAGACAGGAGGAUUCCGCUCCACGGCUGGAAUGGUUGAUGGCCUACAGACCGUUGACGGCAUUGGGCUUGCACGUCCAUUCUGUCAGGAGCCAUUCCUUUGCCACGAGAUACUAAGUGGCAAGAUCUCUGGCGCUAUAAUUCCGGGUAUGUACCAGCUCAACUAUCAGCUCACUGUUGCAGCAGCAUGCAUUCAAAUGAGACAGAUUGGUAACAAGGUGCAACCGGUGGAUCUGAGUUCCCAGAACGCGGUGGAUGCAGUCACUGCAGCAGUUGAGGAUUGA
Aspergillus nomiae NRRL 13137 is the source of this 294-nucleotide messenger RNA. RefSeq names its product aflYa/ nadA/ NADH oxidase. NCBI's taxonomy places the organism in Eukaryota, Fungi, Ascomycota, Eurotiomycetes, Eurotiales, Aspergillaceae. The transcript has a single exon. Bases 1 to 294 code for a protein of 97 amino acids. The record is from RefSeq and is a predicted model, not a curated record.